This is a messenger RNA of Procambarus clarkii (red swamp crayfish), 3292 nucleotides long. RefSeq lists its product as uncharacterized. The record is from RefSeq and is a predicted model, not a curated record. NCBI's taxonomy places the organism in Eukaryota, Metazoa, Arthropoda, Malacostraca, Decapoda, Cambaridae.
AAAUGCCCCCCUUUGCUCCUGACAUUAUGUUCAACCAUUGACCUCUGCACACCUAACACAAGCAUCAGGAAGGUGGACGCGAUGCACUGCAAGGCCAAGUACUGUAGUCUGCUGGGAGCUGACAAGCAAAGACGAUGCUGCGACGUGUACAGCCAGUGCUGCGCCUACGCCAACGUCCCUCACAGCAACAAUCCCUUCUACUUCGAGAAGAACCCUGUGAACUACUAGCCAGACCAAUGGAAUGAUUGACACUUCAGACAUCAAUCAUCCGUCAGCCAUCUAUCAGCCCGUAAACCUGUCAGCCAAUCGCUGUUAAACGUCAAGCUUAAUGCCGAACUUUCUGAUCAACCAAAUCGGCUCCAAUUCAUGGAUUCUCCUCUCGAACACCAGAUGAAGAUGAUCACCAGAUGAUCCUACGCAUACGCCGGCUCGAUGAGCAUUUAAAUGUGUUUUUUAACUAUACUGGCGAUAUAGAUCUACUCAACCUCUGCUAGUCUCAGUGCUCUCUCUCUCUCUCUCUCUCUCUCUCUCUCUCUCUCUCUCUCUCUCUCUCUCUCUCUCUCUCUCUCUCUCUCUCUCUCUCUCUCUCUCUCUCUCUCUCUCUCUCUCUCUCUCUCUCUCUCUCUCUCUCUCUCUCUCUCUCUCUCUCUCUCUCUCUCUCUCUCUCUCUCUCUCUCUCUCUCUCUCUCUCUCUCUCUCUCUCUCAAUUACGUAUAUUAUCAUCACCUCAAAAACCCAUAAUUUAAGAGUGCAUCAAGCAGCAUCGCAUAGAAACUCCCUCAUAAUGAAUACUGUCAAAAUGUAGAGAAGUUGAAGAAAUAUAUUGAAAAGUUGCGGUUUUGUGCUCCAAGUUACCCAAAACUGCGUCCCGGUGUUAAGCAGUUGCCUGACUUCCAUUUUAAUACACCCAGCUGUUGUACCAUUAGUUUGAAAACAUUGAGAGCUUUCAGCAGUCAGAUCCCCGCAUAUGGGAAGGCAAGUGCUCGUUUUCAUCAAAUCCUCGCCAGCCAAAUUUGGUGAAAUGAGACAGUUUUACCGAGAAAGCUUUCGUAACUUUGAGAAAUUGUAAGUUUCGCCUAAACUAUUUUUGUAAAAAGCAUGUAUGAGUAUAUUAUAUAUACAUUAUAUUUUAUAUUAUAAAGUAGUAGUGUGAGUGAAGAAAGAUGAACAUUCUAUACCUGCAAGAUCUUCAGUGCUUAUUUUCCUAUAGGAAAAUAGAGCUAUAUUGAAGGCUAUUAUGCUAGAUAAGGCAUUUCAAUCCGCCUCCUGGUUCUAUUACUCUUUCCCCACCUCUCCUUUCUUCCCCUACCUCCCUCGCUCCCUCUCUAUCUCCCUCCUUCAUUCCCUGUAUCCUUCCCUCUCCUCUAUAUGAUUGCUGUGAUUGAUCAUAAGUGAUAUUUCAUUAUUCCUGUACCUACUUUUAGUAAUUUCCACUGGUGAAAUGAGUUUCUAUUAGUUGCAGUAUAGGUACUCCUCAAGGCUGGAGGAGCACGUACAGGUACCCCUCCAGCCUGGAGGAGCACGUGCAGGUACCCUCCAGCCUGGAGGAGCACAUACAGGUACCCCUCCAGCCUGGAGGAGCACGUACAGUACCCCUCCAGCCUGGAGGAGCACGUGCAGGUACCCCUCCAGCCUGGAGGAGCACGUGCAUGUACCCCUCCAGCCCGGAGGAGCACGUGCAGGCACCCUUCCAGCCCGGAGGAGCACGUACAGGUACCCCUCCAGCCCGGAGGAGCACGUACAGGUACCCCUCCAGCCUGGAGGGGCACGUGCAGGUACCCCUCCAGCCUGGAGGAGCACGUACAGGUACCCCUCCAGCCCGGAGGAGCACGUACAGGUACCCCUCCAGCCUGGAGGGGCACGUGCAGGUACCCCUCCAGCCUGGAGGGGCACGUGCAGGUACCCCUCCAGCCUGGAGGAGCACGUACAGGUACCCCUCCAGCCUGGAAGAGCACGUACAGGUACCCCUCCAGCCUGGAGGAGCACGUACAGGUACCCCUCCAGCCCGGAGGAGCACUUACAGGUACCCCUCCAGCCUGGAAGAGCACGUACAGGUACCCCUCCAGCCUGGAGGAGCACGUACAGGUACCCUUCCAGCCCGGAGGAGCACGUACAGGUACCCCUCCAGCCCGGAGGAGCACGUGCAGGUACUCCUCCAGCCUGGAGGAGCACGUGCAGGUACUCCUCCAGCCUGGAGGAGCAUGUGCAGGUACUCCUCCAGCCCGGAGGAGCACGUACAGGUACCCCUCCAGCCUGGAAGAGCACGUACAGGUACCCCUUCAGCCUGGAGGAGCACGUACAGGUACUCCUCCAGCCUGGAGGAGCACGUUCAGGUACUCCUCCAGCCUGGAGGAGCACGUGCAGGUACUCCUCCAGCCUGGAGGAGCACGUGCAGGUACCCCUCCAGCCCGGAGGAGCACGUGCAGGUACUCCUCAAGCCCGGAGAAGCACGUGCGGGUACUCCUCAAGCCUGGAGAAGCACGUGCAGGUACUCCUCCAGCCCGGAGAAGCACGUGCAGGUACCCCUCCAGCCCGGAGGAACACGUGCAGGUACUCCUCAAGCCUGGAGGAACACGUGCAGGUACCCCUACAGCCUGGAGGAGCACGUGCAGGUACCCCUCCAGCCUGGAGGAGCACGUACAGUACCCCUACAGCCUGAAGGAGCACGUGCAGGUACCCCUCCAGCCUGGAGGAGCACGUGAAGGUACCCCCUCCAGCCCAGAGGAGCACGUGCAGGUACCCCUCCAGCCUGGAGGAGCACGUACAGGUACCCCUCCAGCCUGGAGGAGCACGUACAGUACCCCUACAGCCUGGAGGAGCACGUGCAGGUACCCCUCCAGCCUGGAGGAGCACGUACAGUACCCCUACAGCCUGGAGGAGCACGUGCAGGUACCCCUCCAGCCUGGAGGAGCACGUGCUGGUACCCCUCCAGGUUGGAGGACAAGUACAGGGACUUCUUUUGUAGUACAAACCAAUAAUUUUACCAAUAAUUUGAAAACUGUUGCGAUUACUUCAAUCAUUACUACAAAUAUUAAGACAUUGACGUUCAAUUCAAGACAUACUUAUUGCAACUAUUUUUUUUACUGUAAGUCUAAACAUAUGCUUACAUGUGUUUAAAUUAUAAUUGUAUUACCACUCUCUCUCUAUGUAUUACUUCAACUUUAUUGCUGCCAGGAUCUAGGAUAUAUAUUUUUUUCUUUAAGAAAAAUGGUUUAAAGUGCUUAAUAAAGUCAUAUAUAUUUUAGGUAUAAGUCUUAACUAAAGUACAAAAUAUAUAUUACAUUUGAGCUUU